CAAAUUGAAUUGGGAGAUAAGGCGUUGUAGAAGAUCGAGCUCAGCAUAUUGAGCCCAGCCACAAACGCGUAGAUUGACAGUGGAUCCUAACAGCAGCGUGGUGUCUGCCCACUGUGUUGUGGUGAAGACGGAAGUGAUAGGCGGACUUCCCUCUGGCCAACAAUACAUUCCUUUUGGAAACAGUUAAAGGAACACACCGCCGCUUGCCCAGACAUGUCUACUGCAUACAGAAACAGAAUACAGGAGUUCAAAGUAGCCUUGAGUGAAGAAAACAUAAACUUGAAGACUCUGAGGGAGCUUUGCUUCAAUGGAAUCCCAUUUGAAGGAGGCAUUCGAGCACAAUGCUGGAAGAUCCUUCUUAAUUACCUACCUGUUGAUCAGAGAUUAUGGGAGUCGUUCCUCAAAAAGCAGAGGGAUGUUUACUCCCAGUUCUUAAAAGAAAUGAUCAUCCAGCCUGGUAUUGCCAAAGCCAACUUGGGCCUUUCCAGAGAAGAUGUGACAAUGGAAGACCAUCCUCUAAAUCCGAACCCAGACAGCAGGUGGAAUACCUACUUCAAAGAUAAUGAAAUUCUCCUACAGAUUGACAAGGAUGUAAGGAGGCUGUAUCCAGACAUGGCAUUCUUCCAGCGUCCUACUGAAUACCCUUGCCAACUUAUCUUAGAUCCUCAAAAUGAUUAUGAGACGUUGCGUCGACGAGUUGAACAAACAACCCUUAAAGCACAAACUGUAAACCGCAACCGCAGUGGAGUUACCAAUGUCAGCUCUCCUGGAAAGGCGUUAAACUUGUAUCCAUCCAAUGAAUAUGAGGUGUUGCCCAAUGGGAGUGAAGCACACUGGGAGGUGGUGGAGCGGAUCCUCUUCAUCUAUGCUAAACUCAACCCUGGGAUUGCCUAUGUACAGGGCAUGAAUGAGAUUGUUGGGCCAAUUUACUACACUUUUGCCACAGACCCCAACAGUCAGUGGAAAGAGCACGCCGAAGCCGAUACGUUCUUCUGUUUCACCAACCUGAUGUCUGAGAACAGAGACAACUUUAUCAAGAGCCUGGAUGACUCUCAGUGUGGCAUUACCUACAAAAUGGAGAGUGUGUACUCCAUGCUCAAAGACAAAGACCUGGAGCUCUAUCUCAAGCUGGAAGAGCAGAACAUCAAACCUCAGUAUUUCACAUUCCGCUGGCUGACCUUGUUGUUAUCUCAGGAGUUCCUCCUGCCAGAUGUCAUCCGCAUCUGGGACACGCUGUUUUCUGACGAGGACCGAUUCCACUUCCUCAUCCUGGUCUGCUGUGCCAUGCUCAUACUCAUCAGAGAUAGUUUAUUGGCAGGAGACUUCACAGUGAAUAUGAGAUUACUGCAGGAUUAUCCCAUCUCAGAUGUCCACACCAUCUUGACCAAGGCCAAAGAGCUGCAGGAUAACUCCUAACCUGUUCACUCGUGUCCUCCUGUCUUCUCUGCUCAGAUGUGGUAGGUGGGAGCUCAAACAUUAGACACAUUGUCAUGUCAAACAUGUAUGAUGAGAGGACCUGAUCAAUAAAGAGCCUAGACAGAUGUGUUGGGAAAACCAGCACACUGCUUUUUAUCCUGAUGUCUGAUGUUUGGUCAGUGGGGACUGCUGUGAAAACCUGGAGGACUUGCUGCAACUAUUGUUUCCUCAAAGUGAGGAGGAGAUUCUACUUGUUUCUUGAUGCUUUAUGGGAAAAGGCUGCCUUGGUUCAUGGUCCUCCUCCUCUCACAGCCAUCUCUCCCACAGAAACUUGUGCUUAGAUAAUGGUGUUUGCACUGAACAUCUGAGAGAGAGAGCCACAUUAGACCUACACUACCGAUGUUAGUUUGUCAUGAAAACAUUCUAAACUGGAGCCAAGAGUUUAAGAAAAAUCCCACUGAGAUCAUGUAUGUAGUGAGUCUGUAAUUGGGUUGAGCAACAGUGCAUGUUCUUUAAGGGUUUUUUUUUUAAUUUUUAAAAGCUGAACAUUUUUAAUUUAAGAAACAUGUAUGCCUUAUCUGUUUAAUGAUGUGAAAGAGGAGACAGUAUUUCAGCAUAUAUUUUCUGUCUGGUAAAAUAAAUUAAAGUUAUGGACCUGGCCUGUUUAAUAUUGUGUUUGUAACCUUCUAAAAAGCAUUAUGUCUCAACAAUGCCUUUUGGCCCACUGGAAAUAUAGAUGAAGUUCUUUGUAAAGUCAUAUUACUUUGACAGAACAAAAUUGUGGUGUUUUUCACAUAUUAUUUGCUGAGCUUUUUCUCCAACCUGGGUUUACAUGUAUCACUACACAAUGUAUCACAUUAAACAGUAGUUUAAUGCAAUUCUUAACACUGCAGCCAUGGUGAAUCAUUCAGUGUGACUGACUAGAUAAUGUGAGUUAUUUUCAGGUAGCAGCAUAGCAUCCUCAUCUCUCUUCAUAAUUCAUACUCAUGGCUGUAAGGCUGCUGGCUUCUGCUCUUACUAACCGGCAGCAAUUAGACUCACUAUGUCUGAAAUGUACCACUGUUAGUGUGACCAGUACAUUAACACAUCUAAGUGUUUUUCAACAAUAGUAUAAGAAACAGAAUUUUAAAAUGUGAACUGAGCUUUAAACAGAGACACACUUGUAAAGUUUGAAAUUGGCAGAAGUUUUAUUUAAAUGAUGAACUAUCUGAACAGAGAAUAACUAUUACAAAUUUCAAUAGGUAGUCAAUGCCAGCUUAUGAUACCUAAGCAUGACACACAAUAACAUCAUGUUUUUUUAAACUAUUAAUUUGAUAUUUAGCUUGAAAAACCUCCCCCUUACUGUUACCCUUUUAUCUGUUUGCUGAAAAGUCAGUAACAGUGGAGUAGGUUGGAGUAGUAGGACUGAACACCACAGUGCAGUUGCUCUUCUAAAUACAAAUCCCAUUUCACACUAGAAACAGGCCUGCAGCUGAUUGUUUUUUAGGAAAUUAAAUCCUUGUUAACUUUGGAUUUAAGGCUAAAAUAGCCCUGGGGGUUAAUGGUACAGAUGAACCUUUGGUUAAAGCUGAUAAUGUUCAGUGUGAAACACCAGCACAGCUUUACAGAAUAUAUUGAUUCCUGUUACUUUAUUAUUUUAUCAUGUGUAAUUCAACAAAUCACCCACCAUUUGAUCUGUGUGGCAGAUUUGUCAUGGCUUUGGAUUAAGUACAGGUUCUAAUUUCAGUGUAAAAUUGCGUUUUCAAACUACUACUGUUGAAACUGCUCCAGUAACCAGCUUGUAACAUGGUAAUAAGGUUAAUCUGAAGGAAACAAUUGUAAUCUCAAUCAACAAUUUAAAAGCUGAAAUGAUGUUGAUGAUGCUUUUUGAAUCAUGUAAUGCAUACUAAUGUGUAGGCAUUCUAUGUUCACGUUAAAAUGAACCAGGAUGAAACAGGAAUUCAUGCUGAAGAGGUCACAGUAUCUCACUCAGUAUCAUUCUAUUUUAUGACCCUCAUAUACAUGCCCACAAUAGUAAGAGACACCAUCUCCAGGACAUAUAUGUAUUUUUUUUUUAUAUAUUUUUUUAUUAACACUCCGUAAAAGUGGGAUGGGGCAUUAAAAUUCUUGAUCUACCCUGUCUGGUUUUUCUGCUACAGAAGAUUGAAUCAACUCUUACUUGUCCCAGUCAAAACACACUAUCGUAGUCUUGAAUAUUGUUGAGGGCUGUGUGUGUGUGUGUGUGUGUGUGUGUGUGUUGGUUCUGUUUAUGGUAAACACACAGUAGGUAACAAUACAGCGCUUUUAAAAUGUAUUAAUAAGCUGCUCAGAGAAGACAUCUGAGUCAUUCUGUGUCACAUUAGACAGAAUCCAGGAAAGUGGUUCCAGCACUGUCCCAGAUUUUGUUCAGCUUUUGUCUUUAAAAUGUUUGGGUCCCAAAACUAAGGCUUGUAAAAUAUAUUUUGUUUAUAUUAUUGUAUUGUAUUUUUCUAUGUUUUUGGCUCUUGAUAUUUUUCUUCUCUUAAAAAUGCUUUAUCUGGGAAAACAUGUUUGGGUUUUAAUAUCUUAAAGAGUUAUUUGUAGCCUCAACAGACUGUAGGAUGGAAGACAAACAUGUUCUCAGUAUGACUGAACCAUUAAAAGCCUGUACUACAUGUCUCUUGAUUUUCUGCUGUUUUUGAGGCAAGAAAAAUGAAAUAAUAUCAAGGGCUGAAAAAUAUGAAAACAUAAGAUUUGAACAGAAAUAUUUUACAGGUCAUGGGACCCCUUCAUGAUGUAGACAUGGUCUGAACAAAAUCUGAGACAAUGUUACAACAACCUUAUCUGAUUUGACAAAGAAUGACCUGUUUAUUUGUGGGAGGUUUGCAUCAGAGAUGCUCUUUCAUUAAAACUGCUAAAAUUGCUCAGCAUCCCAUAACAAAUCAGAAUUGAUGUUAUCCUCUGUCGCCAAAAACUCUGCUGGUGCUGGCAAAUAAUAAGAGUUUUGCAUUCAGCUUUCUUGUGUGUUUUUUGAGUGUAGGAGAAACUGAAACAUCUGAAAUCCAGAUGGGAGACAGUUUCAUAUUAUUUCCUCCGUAGGCUCUGUGCCUCAGCACAUUCAAUCUGAAAGGAAAUAAUGGAUACUACAUUAAAGCAACAUGUUGACGUCAGUAUCAAAAGUAAUGUGACGGAAGCCCUUUGAACACAUCGUGCCUAAAGUUCAGAGGUUCAGAGGUUCAGAAGUCACUGGACAGAUUCACAUGAAGUCAGACAAAAUCAACAUAAUUAAUAUUUUGUGGAAAAUCCUUUUUGAUCCAUAGGCAUCACCAUAUGCUGUGUUUCCUCCCUGGUAAUGCUCUCCUGGGCCUUCAUUCCAGCCUUCCUCUGCUCUCGUUGUUGUGGGGUCUCUGCAUUUACUCUGGUCCUCAACAGGUGGAAUGCGAUCGAGAUCAGGAGUGUGACUCAGUUGAAGAUAUUCCACUUCUUCACCCUGAAGAGCUCUUUGGCUGCUUCGUCAGUGUUGAUGCAUUUGGCUGAAACUGAAUACAGAAUCCACCUGUAUACCUCUGUAUUCAUUCUGUUGCUUCUGUCAGUAAUGAAAUCAUCAGUAAAAGCCAGUGUGCCAGUUCCAGUGGCAGCCAUACAGAACCAAGCCAUAACAGAACCAAGUGCUGAUAUGGUGGCUCUGGGUCCUGAGCUGUUUUCUUCUCUCCAUCAUUUUGAUAGAGGUUGAUUUUUAUGCCUGGACACCAGUGACUCUGGGACACGUGUCUGCUCUUUUGUGCAUAAAUUAACACUGCCCAAGAAACAUUUAGUAGCCAACUGUGCAGUUACUACUGAACGCUUGGAAUUUGGGUACUAUGUGUUAAAAGGGCUCUGACACAGUGCUUUCAGUACUGACAUACUCUAAUUAAAGCUUAGUCUUGGCACUUAAACGUAGUCUGCUUUAUUUGAUUUGAGAUUGAAUGUGAGUGGAGUGCUGGCAGACUACAUAUAGAUAGGACAGGCAGUGGCUUCAUUAAGGAUGCAGACCCCUUAAACAUCCCGUAUUUUACUCUUUUUCAAUGUUUCAUUCUAAGUUUUGAUAUUCAUAAGGAGUACAGAAUAGCUUUACCUCCUCUGCCACACUUUUCUUUGGAGCUCUAGUAAGAACAGGGUGUUUUGUGUCUGCCUCUGAACCUGAAUGACACACAGGCAGGCCAGGCACAGCUAACAGGUAGCUUGGUAAAGCUCAUUAGUAAAUGGAAAUGGUGAUUGCCACAGCUGAGGGAAAUGUUAAGCAGUCAGUGCUCAGAUGAGCUGAGCAGAAAAUUCUCUGGUGUUUCAGAGAAAUAUGACUCUCCUUUGGAAGGCUGGGCAAUGAUAUACUUGCUUCCUGACAUCUGACUGAAUGACAGUUUAGUGUUGUGUAGUUAAUAAAGUAAAACAACAACAAAAACAGGCUGGACAGUGGGUCCAGGAGACUGAGGACGGUGACUGUAUACAGUACCUGUGACAUCAAAGUUAGUGAAACCCUGAAGGCUCAUUUAGUUAAUGAAUGUCCAGAAUAUUCUGUUCUGUUUCAAAGGAGAAAGAGCAGGCAUUCUGAUGAAAACAAAAACACAUUUUGCAUUUGAAGUAUUUUUAUCAUGUGCAAAAGUGUUGGGUUGUGUGUGUGUGUGUGUGUGUGUGUGUGUGUGUGUGUGUGUGUGUGUGUGUGUGGAGGUGGAGCGGGGCGGGGCAGCGUUCAUUAUACUCUGUCUUAUGUCAGUUAUUUGCAUGAUUCCAAUUUUGUAAACACAUUUUUGUAAUGUCUCCAGUGUUAAAACUUGUAUAUAUGUUUUUACAUGUUUUCAGAUGUAUGCACAUUAAAAUGAAUGAUUAUAUGAAUUAAAUUUCUUGCAUUGUGAA
Molecule: messenger RNA, 6264 nt
Organism: Lates calcarifer (barramundi perch)
Lineage: Eukaryota; Metazoa; Chordata; Actinopteri; Centropomidae
Gene: tbc1d13
Product: TBC1 domain family, member 13
Exons: 12
Coding region: 214-1416 (400 amino acids)
Biological process (GO): activation of GTPase activity; intracellular protein transport
Molecular function (GO): GTPase activator activity
Source: RefSeq, a predicted model, not a curated record